AUGGCCUUCAAGUUUCUCCUGUCCCGCGGCCACCUGAUCGCCCUGGAAAACCUGAAGGCCCUUUGGGACCAAUACGAGCGCAUCUCUAUUCAACACGCCGCCAGCAUAGACAAGUCACAGACCGGCACCGCCGCCAGGAAGAUUAUAGAGCUAGAAGACUAA
Molecule: messenger RNA, 162 nt
Organism: Anthostomella pinea
Lineage: Eukaryota; Fungi; Ascomycota; Sordariomycetes; Xylariales; Xylariaceae
Source: the annotation of a GenBank genome assembly